UAACCACAACUUUAACCUUAUAUAAAAAACUGGCCGUUUAAACCCUACUCAAACGCCCAAAAUGGGCGCCAGCAUCCACUACUUCAACUAUUUCUACGGCCACAGCCAGUCCUCAAAAUUCCCAACCUCCUCAAAAUCCCUCAAAGCGCGAAUCUUCAACUACGUUUUGUACCCAAUUUCUUGCACAAUUCUUGCCUUCAUGUUGUACAAUUUUCGGUACAUGAACGACAAUAUUUUCAAAAUCGCCAGAAAUUGCCAAUCGAUCACAUCCUUUGGCCAGAUUUUUACGCGUCACUUCAUCUACGCCCAGCACUCUUUUUUGUUAGAAAACCUCCUGAAAAACACCGCAAAAAACUGGAAAUAUGACCCAAAAAACCCACUUUUUGGGCACAAGACCUGGACUCGUGUAAUCCUCGUCAAAAGUCUCAAAAUCAUGUCAUUUUUCGUGGUCACUUUUAUUAUAAUUUUGCCGUUUUUUUGCCAAGAUAUCGAUUUGCCGCAAGCUUGCUGGGUGCCAGGUUCUGGGCACAAAAUGCAACUUUUGAUCUAUUUUCUGCAAUCGGUUUGUUUGCUCGAACCGAUGAUUUUGCUCGACAUGGUCGAUUCGGUGUUUCUUCUGACUGGAGUGGAGCUCGAAAUACAGUUCAUUUUAUUGCGGAAAGCGAUCAAAAAUGUGCAAAUAAGCGAGCAAGAAAACCAAAAUUUUUGUAUGGGGAAAUUGAAAUUGUACGCAUCUUAUCACCAGUUUCUCUUAGACCAACACACUGUAUUGAAGCAAGCUUUUUCGUCCUUUUUCUUCCUGCAAUAUUUGGUGUCGGUGCAAGGACUUUGCGUUGAAAUUUUUGUGAUCAAACAAGCCUCAACGAUCGAGCAAAUUUUUUUCUCAGCUACUUAUAUUGUAGCCAAUGCUAUGUUUCUCUCAUUUGCAUUUUUAGCAGCAAGUUAUCUCGAAAUUGAGGCUGAGGCUUUGCCUCACGCAAUUUAUUCAAUUGAUUGGUAUAAUGGUGACGAGAAAUUAGGGAAACACGUUCUUUUUAUGUUAAUGAGGGCCCAAAAGCCCUUAAUAUUGACUGGAGCUGGAAUGUUUGCAGUCACGAGAAAUGCCUUACUUCAGGUUUAUCGGCUUGCGUUUUCAAUUUCCACGCUUUUAAAGCAAGUUUAAUUGAGUUAAUUAGGAGAAUAAUUGAACACAAGUGCACAAAAAAAUCACAAACAUUAAAAAAAAUAAAAAAAUAUUUUUUUUCUUCUUUAUUUUAAUAGUCGUUAAAUUAAUGAUUCAAAAUGACACACUAAUCAACUUUUAACUUUAAUUUUUUGUAGGUAGUACCAAACAACUGUAUCUUUUUCUGUCUUUAGAAAAAAAAAUGCCUAAAAAAUUUUUUUUUAUUUUUUUCUUUAAGUUAAACUUAUGUUUAAGGCUCAAAGAACACGCUAAUUAAUUCAUUGUACGCAGACACAAUAAUUAAAACGAACUGAAAUUGGUGCCUGAUGAUGAAGGGCCGAAACAGGUCCCUUUAAAAAAAAUUUAAAAAAUAUUUUUUUCCUUCUUUAUUUUAAUAGUCGUUAAAUUAGUCGUUAAAUUAUUGAUUCACAAUGACACACUUAUCAGCUUUUAACUUUAAUUUUUUGU
Molecule: messenger RNA, 1630 nt
Organism: Tribolium castaneum (red flour beetle)
Lineage: Eukaryota; Metazoa; Arthropoda; Insecta; Coleoptera; Tenebrionidae
Product: odorant receptor 22b-like
Exons: 6
Coding region: 62-1162 (366 amino acids)
Biological process (GO): detection of chemical stimulus involved in sensory perception of smell; sensory perception of smell
Cellular component (GO): plasma membrane
Molecular function (GO): olfactory receptor activity; odorant binding
Source: RefSeq, a predicted model, not a curated record